AUGGCAAACACAAAAACGGAAGUCACGUACCCGACAAGCGCGGGUGACCAGCCAGAGGUCACCCACGUUUACCAGUAUACUCUGGCCCUUUUUGCGUCCCUCCCAUUAGAGGAGGAAGAGAAGGAGACGAUGGUACGUCUCCUACAGGGGAACGACUUCCUGACGGUCCGUGGCUACCGCCAAAUGGACGUCCUGGAAAGGGGGGAGGAGGCCCUGAAGAGGUCGUUCGACCUCAUGAUCAGAAAGUUCGCGGGGCUGCCAUUGGAGCCCGAUCCGAAGGACAUGGAGGUCCUAAUUGGUGUUCUCACCUCGGGAACACAGCUGAACGUGUGGUACGAAAAUCAUCUCGAUCUUCGUACCACGAUGGGGACCAACCCCGAUAUCGAGGACCUGGAGGGCUUUCAAGUCCUCUACCUAUUCUACGGGUUGGCUGCGAGGAAUCCUGUCCUUGCCAAAGCCCUGGAGGACUUUUUCGAGCCAAUCCUCCGCUUCGCAGAUAGCGCCUGCUUAGCGAAAAUGGAGGGCAGAGAAACUGUCCUCCAUCUGGGCAGCGGCAUCGCGCAGGAGAAGCCGCAGCCAGUCCAAGAGUGGGUAGAGGACGUUGCAAGAGCAACCGGGGCCGCUGCACCAGAGACGCAGCCGGGGCUUGUGCCCACGUACUACAGCCGCCUUCUUGAGAGGUGUGGCGAUGGAGGUAUUUUCCUCCAUCAUGCAAAAACGUUACGAGGAACGAGGUGGAUCUACAAGUUGACGGCCGAGAAAAACGGCGAAGUUGAUGCGUGCACCGGAUACGGUGCUACUCUAGAGGCCGCUCGCGAGAAUGCAGCCGCCAGAAUGCUGGCCAAAUUAUAA
Molecule: messenger RNA, 852 nt
Organism: Orbilia oligospora ATCC 24927
Lineage: Eukaryota; Fungi; Ascomycota; Orbiliomycetes; Orbiliales; Orbiliaceae
Exons: 2
Coding region: 1-852 (283 amino acids)
Source: RefSeq, a predicted model, not a curated record